This is a messenger RNA of Elaeis guineensis (African oil palm), 1916 nucleotides long. RefSeq names its product E3 ubiquitin-protein ligase XB3. Gene Ontology annotation, molecular function: protein binding. NCBI's taxonomy places the organism in Eukaryota, Viridiplantae, Streptophyta, Magnoliopsida, Arecales, Arecaceae. The record is from RefSeq and is a predicted model, not a curated record.
UCUGCUGCAUCUUUGAAAACCCCCGUACAACCCCACAGCUUCCCUUCCUGGUAGGCACGGUCGCUCUCCUCCCCGUCCCCUUUCCCACCACCUCCUCCUCCCUCCGCGAGCGGCGCACGCUAGGACCGGAGCGCGCCAUUCGGGAGGUCGGGUCGCCGGAGCCGGAGAGGUGGGGGAGGGAUGGGUCAGGAGCUCAGCUGCGCCAGAUCGAGCCAGGAGCACGAGUUCUUCAGUGCCGUCCAAACCGGCGACUUGGAGGCUGUGGAGUCCGCCCUCCGCCGGGACCCCGACCUCCUCCACCAGACCACCAUCUACGAUCGCCUCUCUGCCCUCCACAUCGCCGCCGCCAAUGGUCGCGUCGAGGUUCUUUCUAUGUUGCUGGGUCGAUAUGUUAGCCCAAAUGUCCUAAACCGGAACAAACAGACUCCCCUGAUGCUGGCUACGAUACACGGGAAGAUUGCCUGCGUGCGAAAGCUUCUCCAAGCCGAGGCAAAUAUCUUGAUGUUUGAUUCGUUGCAUGGAAGAACAUGCUUGCAUUAUGCUGCAUAUUACGGCCACUCGAAUUGCUUGCAAGCGAUCCUGUCGGCAGCUCAAUCCACUUCUGUAGCUGAUUCUUGGGGAUUUGCUCGAUUUGUAAAUAUUAGAGAUGGGCAUGGGGCGACUCCUUUGCACCUGGCGGCGAGGCAGAAACGGCCAAAUUGCGUACAUAUUCUUUUAGACAGUGGUGCUCUUGUUUGUGCUUCGACUGGUGGGUAUAGUUGCCCAGGAAGCACUCCUCUACACCUGGCGGCCCGCGGGGGAUGCUUGGAUUGUGUCCGGGAAUUGCUUGCAUGGGGAGCUGAUCGGCUGCAAAGGGAUGCAUCUGGGAGAAUACCAUAUGCUGUUGCUGUAAAGCGAAACCAUGGAGCAUGUGCAGCCCUACUAGAUCCAACAUCUGCAGAGCCUCUGGUUUGGCCUUCGCCAUUAAAGUUCAUCAGUGAGUUGGAUCGAGAUGCAAAGUCUCUGUUAGAGGCGGCUUUGAUGGAAGCUAACAGGGAAAGGGAGAAAAAGAUCUUGAAGGGGACAGCAUAUUCCUUGCCAUCCCCUGCACAUUCAGAUGAUGGAAUUGAUGAUGAUAUCUCCGAGACAAGUGAGAGCGAGCUCUGCUGUAUCUGCUUCGACCAAAUCUGCACCAUCGAGGUCCAAGACUGUGGGCACCGGAUGUGCGCACACUGCACAUUGGCUCUAUGCUGUCAUAACAAGCCCAAUCCCACAACCUUGUGCCCACCAGCUCCAGCUUGCCCCUUCUGCCGCAGCAACAUAGCCCGGCUGGUGGUGGCCAAGGCCAAGGAUGAGGGAGACAAGGGCAGCUCAAAGCUAAGGCGGUCGAGGAGAUCUUGGAAUUUCAGCGAGGGAAGCAGCAGCUUCAAAGGCCUAUCUUCUGCUAUGGGAUCAUUCGGAAAGAUGGGCCGUGGUUCCGGACGGAUCGCCGAUAGUAAUGAUAUGGUGGACAAGCCUUAACACCCCCAAUACACGAAAGCUUAAUUAUUUUGGGGAACCCUGAUCAGAUCAUCUUGAAGCGGUCCUUUGCCUUUGCGUAGAUUCUCACAUUCUAGAAGGCAAAAGCAGAGACGUUCCUUUGCAGUUUCUGGCUUGGUUAUUGGGUACUUGUAGCAAGACUGAAUACUGUAGUGCUUUUGGCAAGUCUCCGGGAGGUUAUGUCUACUCUGCUGAUGAGAGAGAUCGUAGUUUGUAUUUUUUGAGAACUGAUGCCCAUGAUGGGAUCUCAGCUAGUGGUUGCAUUAUAAACCUCCAGAACCACCGAUUAGUUUUUCUUUGGAGGGUAGAGAAUUUGUAUUCCUGCCUGUCUACUUUUGCAACAUCAGAGAUAUAUGUAGGAAGUAUUCAUUUAAAAGACUUAUAAACUCUUUGGCUCA